UUCAUAGUUUCAAAUAUCCUGAAACGCUCUCAUUUGUGAUAUCUCAUAGCAACCCAUACUUCUUUACUAGAACUGCCUUCGCUAUGAGUAAAGUCCUCGUUGUCUUCGGUGCCACGGGGCAGCAGGGCGGCUCUGUCGUCAGGCACGUUCUGAGUGAUCCUCAACUUUCUAAGGAAUAUCAUGUCCGUGCAGUAACACGCGACCCAUCAAGGAGCGCCGCAAAAGCCCUACAGCAACUAGGCGCUGAGGUUGUUCAAGGUGAUGCCGACGAUCCAUCGUCGCUCACUACAGCCUUAAAGGGAGCCCAUACCGUCUUCGCCGUCACCCUCAUGGUCUCUGCUGAAAACGUGCCGAAAUCCCAGGAGUAUAUCCAGGGCAAGGCCAUGGCCGAUGCAGCGGUUGCAGUCGGCGCAGAGUACUUCAUCUUAAGUACGCUAUCGAAUGUCUCUCAAAUUACGAAUGGCAAAAUCACCAACGUCGAGCACUUCGAUCAAAAGGCUCAACUUGAGGAAUACGUGCGCACCUUACCUAUCAAGAGUGCCUUCUAUGCUCCUGGCUUUUUCAUGCAAAAUUUUAUAAAUAUCUUAGUACCGCAGCCUGUCGGUGAUGGGUCGUUCGUUCUGGUCAACGUUACCACACCCCAGACUCAGUUUCCUUUAAUUGAUAUCGUUGAGGAUACAGGAAAGUUCAUUGGCAGUAUCCUGAUGGAACCAGCCAGGUUCGAGGGGAAGACGGUCAGGGCCGCUGAGAGACUAGUCUCUUUAGAAGAGAUUGCGGAGACAAUGAGCCAUGUGUUAGGGAAAACGGUUAGGUAUAACCAAAUACCCAAGAGCACGAUGCAACAGUAUCUCCCACCUAGUAUUGCUGACGAAAUCAUUUGGAUGUACAUAUAUUACCAGGAUUUUGGGUACUUUGGACCACAGACUAAGGAUGUUGUAAAGGAGGCUGCUCAGGUUGUCCGUGGGAAGUUAACGACGUUUGAAGAGUUUCUUACUAAGAAUGUCCCUCCAACUUUAAAGUGAUCAAAAAUUGUGAUAGUUCAUAAGCUACUAGUUUCACGAAAAUUGUUACAGCUCUGUCUCUUGAUAUUCUGGAAAUAGAUUCAAUGGUGCUAUCAA
Talaromyces proteolyticus is the source of this 1118-nucleotide messenger RNA. RefSeq lists its product as uncharacterized. The record is from RefSeq and is a predicted model, not a curated record. NCBI's taxonomy places the organism in Eukaryota, Fungi, Ascomycota, Eurotiomycetes, Eurotiales, Trichocomaceae. The coding region runs from base 84 to 1022 and encodes 312 amino acids. The transcript has a single exon.